UUUCCUUCUUUUGAGUUUGUUUUGGAUGAGGUUAGGUUAAUUUGUCUCUAUAUGUUAUUGUGCUGUGGUUUUAUAGCUUUGUUUUAUUGCUAUCAUUAUUUUGGUGGUGGUUUUGAAGGUUUGUUGCUUUUUCCGUUAGUAGUGUGGUUUUUGGGAGUUAUGUGUUUUUUGGUUUUAACUUCAUCUAUGCUUUUUUCUUUGGUGUUUUGGGAAUAUUUGGGGCUUGUGAGGUUUUUUUUAAUUCUGUUUUACUCUAAAAUGAGUAGUUUGCGGGCUUCUUUGAUUACUUUAUUUGCUUCUCGGUUUGGCGAUGUUUCUAUGUGGUGUUGGGACUUAUCAUCUUCGUUGUUUGUGCUUUUAUUUCUUUUAGUUGUUAUGACUAAGAGGGCUUGUUAUCCAUUUGUAUCUUGGUUGUUGGAAGCUAUGCGUGCUCCUACCCCAGUAAGUUCUUUAGUACAUUCUUCUACGUUGGUAGCGGCUGGGGUGNGUGGUUUAUUUUUUACCAUUAUAUUGACUUCUUUUGCUGCUUUAGUUUUUAUGGAUUUGAAGAAGAUAGUGGCCUUGUCAACUUGUAAAAAAGUGUCUUGGUGUAUACUGUUUUUUAUAUUUGGUGAUCUUUCUUUGUCUUUAUUACAGUUGGUUAGACAUGGUGUUUGUAAGUGUUAUUUGUUUAUGAGGGUUGGUGACUUGAUGGGUCAAUCGGGUUCUAGUCAGAGAUCUGUAGGGGUGUUUUUAGGUCGUUAUGCUGGUAGAUUUUUACCUGUUUUACACGGGUUUCUUGUGUUGUCGUUAUGUGGUUUGCCGUUUAUAGGUGUUUUUUUUAGGAAGCAUCUUUUAUUUUCUGGGCUGUUACAUAGUUUGGGUUUUGGUUUUGUGUUAUUGUUUUUGUUUUGUUUGGUUUUAUCCUACGUCUAUUCUUUUCGUUUUGUUUUAUUGUUAUUAGGGUCUAUGGGUGGUUUGAGUAGGGGGUAUUCUAGUUUUUUUUUNUUUUUUUUUAUUAUUUGUCCUUUGGUAGUAUUGGGGACUUUUUUGAAAUAUAUAGGGGGUAUGUUUCUUAUCGAAGAUGUUUCUAUGAAUGGUUUUUUUUCUUCGCUUAUUUUGUUAUUACAGUUUAUUGGAUGUGGGCUAGGUUGUUUUUUUUAUUUUUAUUUGAUGGGUGUUGGGCGUUGGUCUUCUAUUUUAAGCGGUUGUGAGGCGUAUGUUUCUAGGUUUUAUUAUAAUUUUGUUUGUCUUUCUAGGGUUUGUGUAAUUUCUUUUUAUCGUUGGGAGGUUUAUUUGUUAGGUUUGAUGUCCAAGUUUGGGUUUCGGAGCUGA
Molecule: messenger RNA, 1314 nt
Organism: Echinostoma caproni
Lineage: Eukaryota; Metazoa; Platyhelminthes; Trematoda; Plagiorchiida; Echinostomatidae
Source: the annotation of a GenBank genome assembly